GCUAGGCUUCUCAUAAACCGGUUCUGAUUCACCUCUCUGCAAGUUUUCUGGGCCAGGCUUCUCAUAAGCCGUCUCUGAUUCACCUCUCUGCAAGUUCAUGAGAAGCCGGCUCAGAUUCACCUCUCUGCAAGUUCAUGAGAAGCCGGCUCUGAUUCACCUCUCUGCAAGUUCUCUGGUCCAGGCUUCUCAUAAACCGGCUCUGAUUCACCUCUCUGCAAGUUCUCUGGUCCAGGCUUCUCAUAAACCGGCUCUGAUUCACCUCUCUGCAAGUUCUCUGGGCCAGGCUCCUCAUAAACCGGCUCUGAUUCACCUCUCUGCAAGUUCUCUGGGCCAGGCUCCUCAUAAACCGGCUCUGAUUCACCUCUCUGCAAGUUCUCUGGGCCAGGCUUCUAAUAAGCCGGCUCUGGGUGACACCUAUGUUUGCCAUCUACUGUGACGCUUAAAUGGACGGUCAACAUGGAGGAAGAGGAAAAAGAGGAAGAGGAGGACGAGGAAACCGAGGCGAGAGCAGAGAUGUGCGCCUGUCAAAAUCACUGUCUUAUGCUCUGAGACAUGGCGCCUCUAAAAUGGGGCUUCACAUGAGUUCAGAUGGCUUUAUAUUUGUGGAUGAACUUCUCGCUCAUCCGCAGUUCAGCUCGUUUUCACUGGAGGAUUUAGAGAGAGUGGUGGCCAUGAACGACAAGCAGCGCUUCAAACUGCAGAACCACCCAGAGAACGGACGCCUGCAGAUCCGGGCCAAUCAGGGACACACUGUGCAGGUUGAAGAUCUGGAGUUGAGAGCAGUAGUGCCAGAUGCUUCAGACUGUCCACAGGAGGCAGUUCAUGGCUCCUAUAUGAGGCACUGGGCCUCUAUACGCAGCAAAGGUCUGAGCAGAAUGAACAGAACACACAUACAUUUGGCACCUGGGCUUCCUGGAGAGAGUCAAGUUAUCAGUGGUAUGCGCCAGAAUUGUGAUCUAGCUGUGUACGUUGAUGUCCCAAAAGCUCUCUCAGAUGGAAUAAAAUUCUACUGGUCAGAAAAUGGAGUGUUGUUGACACCAGGUGAUGCAGAUGGUCUGUUGGCUCCUCAAUAUUUCUCUCAUGCACAGAGACUGAAACCAUCACCAUGUGAACUUGAACUGCAGUAGUCGAUGGAAGAUAUUUCUUGAAGGCUGAAUCAAGACGAGACAAGAAAACCAUAAACUUUGACAAUAAGUGCCUUUCAGCAGUCAAUGAAGUGGGAAGCCUUUAUCUUUAAAGAGUUCAAAAGCAAACUGUACUUAAUGUCAUGGCAACUUGUUCACACCCAGUUACACAAGAGAUAUCAGAAAGGAGGCAGGCACUUGCUGUGGUUUGGGCAACGGAAACCUGGAUGAUGUUGGACUGAGAUAAGGAAACGUUCUGUGAUAACGGAAGACCCUAACUGGUCAGUGUAACUCUUGCUGUGCAGGAAGUGAUAGCCAGUGGUUUCCUUAACUGUCACACGAAUAAAAUACAAUAGCUUCAAGUCAAGACUACUUCACUAAGGAAAGUGGUAGGAAUUAUAAAAGCAGUAAAAAAUGAA
Messenger RNA from Pygocentrus nattereri (red-bellied piranha), 1543 nucleotides. RefSeq names its product tRNA phosphotransferase 1 (gene trpt1). Lineage: Eukaryota; Metazoa; Chordata; Actinopteri; Characiformes; Serrasalmidae. The transcript is spliced from 8 exons. Gene Ontology annotation, biological process: tRNA splicing, via endonucleolytic cleavage and ligation. The record is from RefSeq and is a predicted model, not a curated record. Gene Ontology annotation, molecular function: tRNA 2'-phosphotransferase activity. Bases 444 to 1127 code for a protein of 227 amino acids.